Molecule: messenger RNA, 2154 nt
Organism: Serendipita indica DSM 11827
Lineage: Eukaryota; Fungi; Basidiomycota; Agaricomycetes; Sebacinales; Serendipitaceae
Source: the annotation of a GenBank genome assembly
AUGGCAGAACAAGUGUUGCUCGCGCCCUCGAUGGACGGUCGAGCGUCAAAGAGACGAAACAUGAAUCACUUCAAGCUAAGAGAUGGACCAGAUAUCCUCACUCCGAAGAAUAUGCUCGAACUUCCCCGCCCAGGCGCAGCGGUCGCCAACGAGGCGGGUGACCUAGCAUAUGUGGUCGUUUCACAGUUUUCAUUUGCGAAGAAGAAAUCCGAGAAAUCCGUUCAUGUGCUCUCUCUGACUGGUUCUGCGCACACCUCGAUCGAGGGAUCAAGCGUAUUUUGGAUCGACUCACACACGCUCGUCAAAGUCACAGAGGAUGAUGGUGUCCAGACUCUUGAAGCUCUUGACGUGGCUACGAAGGGAAAACAUGUGACAGUUACGCAUGCAGGAACGAUUGGCUCUCUUCCCAAGGGAAUCUCGGCAGACAAUUUUCAGUUCACCAAAAAGGGCCACUUGUUGGUCUUUUCCGCUCUAGUCUACCCCGACUAUGAUUUGGAGACUGUUGCAAAGCAAGACGAAGAGUACGAAGCGCGGGGUACGACAGCGUACGUUUUUGAUGAUACCUUUGUACGGCACUGGGACACCUGGCGUGGACCGAAAAAGUCGAGGUUGUUCGGUGUCACCCUCAGCAAGGAAAAGGAGACGUGGAGACUCGGCAAGAAUUUCUACCGGCCUUUGCUCGAGAGCGAACAUUACACGCCCGUGGAACCAUUUGGCGGUUCGGAUGACUUUUCUAUCAAUGCAACUCACAUCGUCUAUACCACCAAGGAUCCCUCCUUGCCAGAGGCACUCCAUACUCGUCAAAAUGUAUACAUUGUUCCGAUUAAGGGAGGAGAGAAGCCUCGGCGUCUCACGAGCAGCAAGCAGGGAGCGACCCAUAGCCCCGCAUUUAGCCCUGAUGGCAGCAAAGUGGUAUGGCUCGAGAUGGCGAAGGACGGUUAUGAAAGCGACCAUGCGGUGAUCACCAUAUACGACCUGAAGAAGGAUGUCCGGUUCACCGUGGCGAGCAAGUGGGACCGUUCUCCCGAUGCAAUUUCGUUCUCCCAUGAUGGAGCCAGCCUAGUAUUCACUGCUGGUGACCUGGGCCACAUCAAAGUUUUUACUGUCCCACUCCCGUCUACCCCUCUAGUCAGUGACGAGGCUGUUGAAGACGACGCGAUUCCAGUCGCCCUUACCGAGCUUCACGCAGCAAACGGUGCACAGUCAUUACCAGGCGGGCGAAUCCUGUACACCUCCAACUCGCUUACAUCCCCCAACAAUGCAUAUCUCGUCUCCAAUCUCGAUCAUCCGGAAAGUCCGCUCGAGAUUCAGAGACUCACGUCCUUCGGUGAUGAGGCUCUCGAGGGCAAGAAUUUGGAUCCUGGUGAAGAGUUUUGGUUCACUGGCGCAGAGAACAUACGCGUUCAUGGAUUCGCCAUAAAGCCAAAGGGAUGGGAGGCUGGCAAAACCAAAAAGUAUCCGGCUGUAUUGUUGAUCCAUGGUGGACCACAGGGUGCAUGGGAAGAUAGCUGGAGUACCCGAUGGAACCCAAAUGUCUUCGCUCAACAAGGGUACUUUACCAUCUUCAUCAAUCCGACGGGCAGCACGACCUAUGGCCAGAACUUUACGGACGCCAUCACCGAAGACUGGGGAGGUCGACCAUUCCAGGAUUUGAUUGCAGGGUGGAAAUACGUCCUAGAUAGGUAUCCAGAGAUUAAUCCCAAGCGCACUGCAGCGGCUGGUGCAUCGUAUGGUGGGUUUGCCAUCAACUGGAUCCAGAGCCACCCAGAGUUUGGGUUUGGGUUCAAAGCUCUUGUAUGCCAUGACGGCGUGUUCGAUACACACUAUAAUGGGUAUUCGACGGACGAACUUUUCUUCUUCAAUCACGACUUUGGAGGACCACCAUGGAUCACGAAAGCGACUGAAAAAUUCAAUCCAUCGCGCCUUGUUCCCAAGUGGAGUACGCCGGAGCUUAUUAUUCAUAGUGGGAAAGACUAUAGACUGCCAGAGACUGAAGGCAUCGCGGCCUUUCACGCACUCCAACAACGUGGGAUCCCAAGUCGAUUCCUCUAUUUCCCCGACGAGAACCACUGGGUACUCAAGCCCGAAAACUCGCUCAAGUGGCACUACGAGGUGUUCAAAUGGAUUGCAGAGUUUGUUGGCGAGGAUGACUGA